GAGUGAAGCAUCGUUUAGAGAGAUCACUUUAGACAUCAUGGAGUUCAAGUGUCUACUGAUUGAACAAUCUGGUGAUCCAGACAAAAGUUCUGAAAACCGUGUUGUGGAACUCCGUUUUCCAAACCAUGGAAGUGUUGGAGAAGGUUCAUUUAAACGGAAAUCUAAAUCUUCUCCGUAUGGUGACAACGACGACAACAAUUAUGAAACUAUGGCGAUGAUUCACCAGCAAAUGUACGGCCCGGGAUGUUCGUAUUAUAACUUUGCAUAUUGUAUACCUCCCCGGGACGACCUUGAGGAUAAAACUCCUGUUGUUCAGCCUCCUGCAAAAACAACAAGGAUCGAUUCAUCGUAUGUUGAAUCUCCUGCAAUGAUGUCAGAGCGCAGCGGUGGUCCGUCUAAGGCUGUUACUUAUAAGCCGAAAUCCAGCGUUACAAAAGGCUCACGUAAACGACAACGCAUGUUUUCUCGUGAUGGUGAGACUGUUACUAAGCCUCCCCGAGACAACCUUGAGGAACAGGAUGUAACUCCGGUUGUUCAGCCUCCUGCAAAAACAACAAGGAUCGAUUCAUCGUAUGUUGAACCUCCUGUGAUGAUGUCAGAGUGCAGCGGAGGUACGUCUGAGACUUUUACUAACCAGCCAAAGUCCAGCGUUACAACAGAACACCUUAAACAUAAGUGCAAGUCUCCUCAUCAUGGUGACAAUGACGACAAGUAUGAAACUAUGGCGAUGAUUUGCCAGCAAAUGUACGGCCCAGGAGGUCCUUAUUAUAACAUUGCAAAUCGUAAACCUCCCCGGGACGACCUUAAGGAUAAAACUCCUGUCAUUCAGCCUCCUGUGAUGAUGUCAGAGCGCAGUGGUGGUACGUCUGAGACUGUUACUAACCAGCCAAAGUUCAGCGUUAGAACAGAGCAUCAUAAAUAUAAGUGCAAGUCUCCUCGUCAUGGUGACAACGACGACAUCAACUAUGAAACCAUGGCAAUGAUUUGCCAGCAAAUGUACGGCCCGGGAGGUCCUUAUUAUAACUUUGCAAAUUGUAAACCUCCCCGGGACGACCUUGAGGAUAAAAAUCGUGUUGUUCAGCCUCCUGCGAUGAUGUCAGAGCGCAGUGGUGGUACAUCUGAGACUUUGACUAAACAGCCAAAGUCCAGUGUUAGAACAGAGCAUCAUAAACAUAAGUGCAAAUCUCCUCGUCAUGGUGACAAUGACAACAACAAUUAUGAAACCAUGGCAAUGAUUCGCCAGCAAAUGUACUGCCCGGGAGGUCCUUAUUAUAACUCGACAUAUCGUAAACCUCCCCGGGACGACCUUGAGGAACAGGAUGUAACUCCUGUCGUUCAGCCUCCUGCAAAAACAACAAUGAUCAAUUCAUCGUAUGUUGAACCUCCUGCAAUGAUGUCAAAACGCAGUGGUGGUACGUCUGAGACUUUUACUAAUAAGCCAAAGUCCAGCGUUACAACAGAGCACCUUAAACAUAAGUGCAAGUGUCCUCAUCAUGGUGACAACGACGACAAGUAUGAGAAUAUGGCGAUGAUUUGCCAGCAAAUGUACGGCCCGGGAAGUCCGUAUUAUAAUUUUGCAAAUCGUAAACCUCCCCGGGACGACCUUGAGGAUGAAACUCCUGUUGUUCAGCCUCCUGCAAAAACAAUAACGAUCGAUUCAUCGUAUGUUGAAUCUCCUGCAAACAUGUCAGAGCGCAGCGGUGGUCCGUCUGAGGCUGUUACUAAUAAGCCGAAAUCCAGUGUUACAAAAGGCUCACGUAAACGACAACGCAAGUCUUCUCGUGAUGGUGAGACUGUUACUAAGCCUCCCCGGGUAAAAAAGGAUAAAACUCCUGUCAAGAAGUCGCCUGCAAAACCAUCAAAGGUUGAUUCAUCACAUGUUGAAGCUCCUGUGGUGUUGGAGCACAGUGGUGAUACAUCAGCAAAGUCCAGCGUUACAGACGGCUCGCGUAAACGACGACACAAGUCUUCUCGGGAUGGUGAGACUGUUACUAAGCCUCCCCGGGUAAAAAAGGAUAAAACUCCUGUCAAGAAGUCGCCUGCAAAACCAUCAGAGGUUGAUUCAUCACAUGUUGAAGCUCCUGUGGUGUUGGAGCACAGUGAUGAUACAUCAGCAAAGUCCAGCGUUACAGACGGCUCUCGUAAACGACGAUGCAAGUCUUCUCGUGAUGGUAAAACUGUUACUAAGCCUCCCCGGGACGACCUUGAGGAUAAAACUCCUGUCAAGAAGUUGCCUGCAAAACCAUCAAAGGUUGAUUCAUCACAUGUUGAAGCUCCUGCGGUGUCAGAGCACAGUGGUGAUACAUCUGAGUCGAAGCUUUUUACCAGCCAAGCAAAGUCCAGCGUUACAGACGGCUCGCGUAAAAGACGACGCAAGUCCCCUAAUGACGGCAAUACCGCCCUCAAAGUUCUCGGGAUGAUGAUUCACAAGAAACUGUACGGUCCUGGUGGUCGUUAUCAUGAUUUGGUAAAGCAUAAACGACCCCGGGGUGAGGACAAGGACAAGAAAAAAGAUUCCUCUAAACGUGCCAAAAAGUUCUGCUCUUCCCAAGAUCGUUCUGACACACAACCGAGAGCCCAAGGAAAAGGCAAAACUAAAAAGCAGAUGAAGUCUGCUGAAGGGGAUGGUGGUGCUGAAACCCGCAGCAGCCAAACCACUGAGCCGACUUUAUCAGAGGAACAAACUGGAGAACAUCCCAAUGUUGAGACAGUAACGUGUGGAAUGUUACAUUUGAACUCCUUUACACUUCCUCUCCUCCACCUAAUACAAAAGAUCCUUUGUGUUAUGUUAAAUACAUUUAUAAAUACAUUCCCAUAUUAUUUGCUCCAUUAAAAAAUCUCUAAUA
Silurus meridionalis is the source of this 2846-nucleotide messenger RNA. RefSeq lists its product as uncharacterized. The record is from RefSeq and is a predicted model, not a curated record. NCBI's taxonomy places the organism in Eukaryota, Metazoa, Chordata, Actinopteri, Siluriformes, Siluridae. The coding region runs from base 38 to 2833 and encodes 931 amino acids. The transcript has 2 exons.